Molecule: messenger RNA, 5485 nt
Organism: Blastomyces dermatitidis ER-3
Lineage: Eukaryota; Fungi; Ascomycota; Eurotiomycetes; Onygenales; Ajellomycetaceae
Product: G2/mitotic-specific cyclin cdc13
Exons: 4
Coding region: 1723-3720 (665 amino acids)
Biological process (GO): regulation of cyclin-dependent protein serine/threonine kinase activity; mitotic cell cycle phase transition
Cellular component (GO): centrosome; cytoplasm; nucleus
Molecular function (GO): cyclin-dependent protein serine/threonine kinase regulator activity
Source: RefSeq, a predicted model, not a curated record
GGUUAAAACUACAUAAACCAUCCAUGUUGGGUGUACCCCGUUUCCCCAAAUCAGAUGCCAUCGCCACCUUCCUAUUAUUAAUAUUCCCCAGCCAGCUCACAAUCAGCAGCCAUAAUCUUUCAGCAAACCAGACGCUGGCAAGGCUCAAUGGAUUCAUGCGCAGCCCUGCCUCUUUCCCUGCUCUUCGCUCGGUGUAUGCCUGCUGGUUUAUAUUUAUAUAUUCUAUGAUUUAUCCCGUUGUGCUAUUGCCGGUUCUGUCGCUUUUUUUUUAUGUUGCAAUUGCAUGUGGAGGCAUGGAAUGCGCUUCAAAACUGUCAACCUUCAUCGCGGAAGUUCCCGAGGGGGGGGGAAGGGUAAGGGCGGGCAUGCGCUGCGUUUUACCUUCAAGUGACAAGCAAUAAAUUUAUUCUCUCGUCUUGAACCAUGCUCGCUGCUCACUUUUUUUCCCUUUUCCUUCCCCCUUUCCUCUGUCCUACGGUGAGUGCGCAUCAAUCCAAUAGAGUUCGGGGAUUGGUCGGGUUCAUCACAAUUACAUUUUGUGAGGUUUAUGAUGCGACUUUGUCGCCGUCACUGGAAAAUGAACAGUUGGGGCAUGGUUUGUCCAGGAGACGACUUGUUCUUGGUGGUGAUUUGCCCAGGUUUGACUUGGCGGUGGUGAUGUGUAUCAUUUGUGGCCCGUGUGGGCGGGCGGCUAUACUGGCGAAUGAAGACAUAAAAGUCUGGCCGAAACACCCGUUUUCCGUACCUAAUAAUAAUUCAUCAUCGAAACAGUUUGUUUCCAUCAUUCUUUUGAUGGCGGUGCAGUAUGUUCCCGAAAAUUGUGGUUGCGGCCCCACCCAAUUGUGCCACCAAUAUAUAACCUUUCUGGUUCGGCAAAAAUAAUUCUGGCUACGUGGGAGAUGGGGAAAAAAACUUGGCUAUUUUGUCGCGUUUACGGGAAAAACUGGAAGGUUUAUUUGAUGGGGUUUACGCUGGAUCCCGAGGGUGUUUUGAAUGAGCUGGCAGGGCAAUUCUGACCCAGCGCUCAAACAGGAUUGGAUGGUUUUUCGGCAACGGAUGGUUUGCGACACUCCGCUCACGUGGUUUGGCGUUUGGGCGUGUUCUGCUACACGCGAAGAAUGCAAACUAUACAAAUACUAUAAUUACACCACAGCGAGUGAUUGCACAAAUAAGAGAUUUCUCAACUGAGGUCGCGUGUAUAUGCUCAAUAGAAAAUAUUGGUUUAUAAAUAAAAGUGUUAGGGGAUUGGACUUUUACAGUAAGGGCGGCAAUUCUGGACAAGCGCCGGAAGACGUGUUUUGCAACCCUCGGUUAUGACGUAAUCAGCGUCGCUUGGGUUGUCAGCCAACUUACCCGCCGCUAGCCCACAACAGGACUAGCUUUGUUUAUCGCUCCUGGCCAUCAACAAACUAAACAUCGCAGCAUCGACAACAACAACCGCUCCACACAGAAUUCCCCUCUCCCCUCCACCACCCGGCCGCCUGUUUACCAUCAACCACUUUUGCUCGCACUUCUAAUGGCGGAGCUUUAUUGACUCUCCUUUUUCUGGACGUGCCGGUCCAAAAUACCGCCCAAUUGGCCCUGCCCUUCGAGAGGACCCUAGAAACAACGCUUAGAUCUCUCGCUAUCGAGGUGCACGUAAACAUUGCUACACGCCUCUGUGGUUCAUUCGACAUAGACUUAUAAGAAACACAGCUUCUUGCUGCUAGUAUCAACGCCAAAAUGGAUGCAAAGCCUCAACGACCUUUUCGCCCUCUACGCGUCCUAGGAGACGAGAACUUGCUGGCCCCUAUCAAUCCGGCCGGAAAGACACUCCACCAUCGUAAUAAAUCGACACCGGCGUUGUCAACACUGGGCGAACCUGGUGGAGUGAAGAAUGCUGUUAAACGUACGGCUUUCGGGGAUCUCAGCAACACGGCCAAUACUACGCGACCAACUAGGGAUGAUCCAGCUGUCCCUUCAAAGGGCUUAUCAACAGUCACUGAAAAGCCAACCGCCUUAUCUCGACCCGCUCAGAGGCCCCUGUCGGUUGCAGGUGCUAAACUUGCCCAAGUCAGCGCUUCCAAUUUCAACGUCAACGUGAUCGGUCCCAACACGAACCAUUCUGCACUUGAUAAGCUUCCUGGUAACCCUCGAAAAGCCAUCACUAAACGCAAUACCGUGUUCAAAGACACUGCACUACCUUCCGCGGUAGAAUCCGAGCCUAUUACUUCGCAGAGCCACAAAACUUCUGCUCCUGCGGUGAAUAACAAGGGACCUGUCGAUCACGUGGCAGAGCGGUCAGCAACUAUCGCGAGUAACAACACGGCUGUGAAUGAUAAGCCAGUUAAUGCAGCUCAAGCGAACAAUCCAAUGAAAAAGGACCUGCAACAUUCGUCCGUGUCAAUCAGCUCAGAAGAACCUGCUGCCUUGCGGUCAGAUGGCGUAUAUAUUAAAGAGAACGGAGAGGUUAAGUCGUAUUCGCACCAUGAAAAGGGUCACAUAAUGCACGAGAAGCCCAUGCCUAGCUCCAAUGCACAACCAGUCCUCACAAGUGAUGUCGAAGUAGUAUCUACGAAGCACGUUACUGAACACCGUGCAAUUGUCUCCGAGAAUUCUGACCCUUCUCGCCUCAAGCAUGACCACGUACAUUUGGCUUCGGAACCAGAAGAAUAUUGGGACGACGAGGACGAUGAUAACUAUGAGGAGGAUGGAUACGUUACCGCUCGCUCACAUCGAUCCCGUGAUAAUACCACCGGAGGUGCAACGGUUCUUUUGAUGCCAAAGGUCACACAGAAGGUACAGCGAGAGUUGAGCAUUGCGAAGGAAAUUGUUGAAGCAACUCGCACGCCGGAGGAUAUUGAAGAUGAAGCUUGGGAUACUAGCAUGGUUGCUGAGUAUGGAGAUGAGAUAUUUCAGUAUAUGAGGGAGCUUGAGAUGAGGCUCUUGCCAAAUGCCCAUUACAUGGAUAAUCAAGCAGAAAUCCAAUGGUCGAUGCGCUCUGUUCUUAUGGACUGGCUCGUUCAAGUCCAUCAUCGAUUCUCCUUGCUGCCGGAAACCCUUUUCCUCUGUGUCAAUUACAUUGACCGAUUUCUGUCAUGCAAGAUUGUUUCCCUUGGCAAGUUGCAGCUUGUUGGAGCUACUGCAAUUUUUAUUGCAGCUAAGUACGAGGAAAUCAACUGCCCAUCUCUUCAGGAGAUUAUCUAUAUGGUAGAUAACGGAUAUACUGCCGAUGAAAUUUUGAAGGCGGAGCGCUUUAUGCUCAGCAUGCUGCAAUUCGAGCUAGGCUGGCCAGGUCCCAUGAGUUUCCUCCGGCGGAUUAGUAAGGCUGAUGACUACGACUUGGAGACACGAACUCUUGCCAAGUACUUCCUGGAGAUUACCAUCAUGGACGAACGCUUUGUUGGUACCCCUCCGAGCUUCACUGCUGCGGGUGCUCAUUGCCUCGCGAGAUUGAUGUUGAGGAAGGGAACCUGGACCCCUGCUCACGUAUAUUAUUCAAAUUAUACAUACUCCCAGUUGUAUCCACUUGUUUCGCUCAUCCUUGAAUGCUGCGAGGACCCGAUGAAGCAUCACUCCGCUGUCUACGAAAAGUACUCUGACAGACGAUUCAAGCGGGCCUCUACCUUCGUGAAAGGAGAGAUGAUGAAGAAAUUCAAGCUCCCAGAAGCGGCCCGUGAGGGCUCCGCUGCUCAUUUAAUUAACCUCUUCGAGGACGCGUCUACCUGGCGCCGUCAAUAGGCUACUAGGGUUUACGAUAUCACCGCCAAACCUCAACUUCCACUCCUUCUAUUUCCGCCAAUACAUAUCACUUCUUUACUCGCUGUUCGGGUUUUCCAUAAAUAUUUCGUACUCGCAACGGAACAUAUUUCUCCUGGUUUUUGCCUCGACAAAACAUCCCGUUUAUAAACAUAACGAUUUGAUACCCACUCUCCUUUACUCGACAAUGUUUCUUAACUCUCCGUUUCGCCGACGCUACGUCGUGGCUCUUGAUAUGUUGCCACUUUCCCACAUUUUACAGAUUGAAAACCACAUAUCUCUCUAUUAUCUCACCCUCCUUUAUACCCUAGCUACCCCAGCAACAUACGACCUUUUUUUUUCCCUUUUGCUUUCAUUACAUCCAAGCCGGCGAGCAUAAUGGCGUAUACAGGUUUCCUAUCGGGGUUGAUUGCGGUUUCACUUUUCUUGUCAACCAAUCAAAGGCGUUUAGUUUUCAAUUCUCGUAAUGGCGUUGUGUAGAUUUUCAUUUCUGCGAGGACUCUAAAGCUAGCGAUGCGGCCACUUUUCCUUUGUUCUUGUUCCGCCCACAACAGCCUUCCGACGAAUGGUUUAGACUCACUCCUUUUCCAUCUAAUACCUGCCGUUCGGUUGAUCAAUUCCUGAUUUACCUCGCGACUCUAUUCCAACCCUCCCGCACAUUCAUUCACGUCUGUGCGGCACUUUUUCGUUUUUUGGGACAUCGGUACAACCAAACGGUUCUAUACGUACAGAACAUUCGUUCGGAUUUUUUCUCCUUGCUCAGAAGCGCUACACCUUUCUUGCUACAUUUUGCUUCCCCUACUCUUUUACUUUUCUCGAUAUCUUUUUUCCCCGUCGAAGGGCACAUGCUGACGUGAAUCUCUGAGCGAAUUCGCUUUUCCCUUAUCAUUUAUAGGUAUGCGGCCCUUCUUCUCUUUUCUCCAGACAUUGAGUAUAUAUUUUUUCCUUUAUUUUUUCCCUAUCUCUCUUUUUUUCUUUUUUUCUUUCUUUCUUUUUCUUUUUCUUUUUCUUUUCUUUUCUUUUCUUUUCUUUUCUUUUUCUUUUUUAAAUCUCUAAUGGGACGGAAUGGGUUGGGAAAUGGGAUAUGGGUGGUUAUUGCAGCCUAUUGUUUUGGUUUUGGGACUGUUUGGUUUUUUGCUCGGGUGGGGUGGCUGGGCGCGCGGAGAAUGGAGUUGUCGGAUUCUAUUAUUUUUCCAUGAUUCCGGUCCCCUUUCUCUUUUUUCUUUGGCUUGCUGCGUGUUUUACUCUCUUAUGGUCUAGCUUUUAUUGUGUUUCAUUCUAUUUUAUGAAUGAUUAUUUUCUCGUUUUGAUCAAUGAUAAGUUUAAUUCUAUUCCCGUUUUCAGUCCUAAGCCUUCAAGCGGACUUAUCCCUCUUGCUCUUGUUGAAGAAUCUGAAGAAUGGCGAUGGAUGGGAAGACUUGGGCGGAACUUUUAUGCUACAUUAGGUAGUCUGCAAUUAUCAGCUUGGUCUAUGUAUAUUCUCCUAUUCCAAAUCUCGCUUCCACGGAAGCAUCGUAGUUAGAACCGUGACCUGUGUUUAUUUGUCUACGCCAUUGAUCUAAAAUGCUUUUUAUAUUUGCGUAGUUACCCAUCCGGCGAAGUGGGAAUCUGGGAAGAUGUGUCCAAAGAACGUGUCCAAAAAGGGAUGUCAUCAGAGCAUUGACGGAUAUACCCCCAAAAACAGAACAAAGCAAACGCCACUCAUCAUGAUCACGUAUGACUCCGUCUAUUUAUCAAUUUUUACCUA